UGGCCGCCAGCGGCCGCGGUGACGUGUUUCAGAUACGGUCGUACUUGCCAAAUAUGAGUCACAGGCGAUAUAAAAUCACAUCGUCUUAGAUUCCCGCAUCAUUCCGUAUCAGACCGCAGCACGCUACUGAGUGUAGACAAAUAAAUAAAUUAAUCAAAUGUUUGUGCAAGGUGUUGACGUUCUAAGUUCUACAUUGGAAAAUAUUAGUUUGGACAUUCAAAAUAAAAUGCAGCCAAAAACAAAUAAGACACCUGUAUGCCCGAAGGGUCAACUACCUCUUCUGCAUCUAACACCAGUUGGGGGUGAAAAGAAUACCGAUGUUAAUAGCCAACAAGAGACAGAAAACCCUUGCCUUCUGAAGCCACACUACGACAUGCCGCCCACGCCACCACCACAAACCAACCCACAAUCCUUUGAAUUCUUUCCACAAAGAAUAGGGUAGCUACUCUUUGCUCAUUUUUAGAAACGACAUAGCUUUUAAAUGGCAACCCGCCAUUUCGCCAAAACAUGGAUCUUUACAACAAAGUCGUCAAAUACGCUUCGUAUCGCUAUUACAGUGAAAUACGCAAAUGCCGGAGACGUAUCGGUGGAUCUUUUUGCCAAAUGUGAGCCAAACUACGUCAGUGGACCGACAUCUCGUGUUUAUUUUGCUCAAACUUUUGUUGUGAUUGACGUGAAAAUGUAUUGUUCUAUAAUAGAAAAUUUAUUAUAAUGUAACGCAGUAAUGUUCCUAAAAUUGAUAGUAAUUUCAAUAUUAUAUUUUAUAAGUUAUUGCCAAUAUAGUCUUAGUGAUAUUAAAUCCAGCAAUAAAAAUCUAACUAAGUAGAUGUUAAAGCCCACGAAUGCGAUGAUUUGAUAUAUUAAAAUCUCCAUUCAGUAGGUACAUACUAAGUACUAUAAUUAUAAGUAUUAUAUUUGGGUUACUAAUAUUUAAUAACCUAUUUAGUACAUAUUAAGUUAUUCAAUUAUGAAAUGAGUUAUUAAACAUUCAUAAUAAAAAUAUACCAAAUAAAUAUAUUAAAACAUUGA
This is a messenger RNA of Galleria mellonella (greater wax moth), 1029 nucleotides long. RefSeq lists its product as uncharacterized. The transcript is spliced from 2 exons. Lineage: Eukaryota; Metazoa; Arthropoda; Insecta; Lepidoptera; Pyralidae. The coding region runs from base 158 to 442 and encodes 94 amino acids. The record is from RefSeq and is a predicted model, not a curated record.